Messenger RNA from Anopheles cruzii, 1275 nucleotides. RefSeq names its product arrestin domain-containing protein 3-like. The transcript has 8 exons. The record is from RefSeq and is a predicted model, not a curated record. The coding region runs from base 1 to 1275 and encodes 424 amino acids. Gene Ontology annotation, cellular component: cytoplasm. Gene Ontology annotation, biological process: protein transport. NCBI's taxonomy places the organism in Eukaryota, Metazoa, Arthropoda, Insecta, Diptera, Culicidae.
AUGGACUACAUCAAAGAGCUCGACAUUCGACUCGACAAGGAGUACUACUACGCGGGCGAAGUGCUCUCCGGGCGGGUAAUAAUGCACACGACGGAAAAUUUCAAGCUAAAGUCCAUCCGGUUGCAGCUGCGGGGCAAAGCUCACGUCGAGUGGAAGGUGUUUGUAUCCGGAGACAAAAGAACGGUUAAGGACGACCAAGUCUACAUCGAUGAGCGGGCCGUGAUCUGGGGCGAGCGGGCCGGCGACGGUCUGGACAUGAGCGUCCCGGUACUGGUACGUGGCCAGCAUCAGUUCCCGUUCCGGUUCAACAUUCCCGAAACCAACCUACCCUGUAGCUUCGAGUCACGUGCCUGUUACAUCCGUUAUUUCGUCAAGGUUACGAUUGACAUACCGUACGCUUCGCCACCACAAGGAAUCAAGUACUUCACCAUCAUCGGACCACACAUAGACUGCAUGGACGAGCAAUAUCUGAAACCGGUGUCGGGGCAGGACAAGAAGGUGCGGUGCUGCCUUUGCUGCGCCAAGGGUCCCGUCACGCUGAGCUGUUCCCUCGACCGAACCGCCUUCUGCUGCGGCGAGACGCUGAAGCUGAAAUCAAUAAUCGACAAUCAGGGCGAGGAAGCGGUCAAGCUGAAGGUACGCCUGCUGCAGGACUGCGAGUUCUUCGUCGAGCGGGGCGUUCUGGGCGUUACGAAGGAGGUGCAGCACCUGGUGGUGGAGUACAAGGGUGAAACGGUGGUCCCGAACGAGCGGCAGGAUACGUGCGCGAGUCUUCGCAUCCCGACCGUGCCGACCACCAUGAUGGGCGUUUGCCGAUUGGCACAGAUCUACUACACACUCGUGGCCUGCCUGGAGUUCGAUAAAUCGGGCGAUGAUUUGCAGAUUAACUUCCCCAUCACGAUCGGCACGGUACCGUUCCGAAUACCGAACAGCAAUUUGCAGCCCCACAUCGGAUACGAUGUGGCCAUUGACCACGUUGAAGGCGGCAUCUACAUCGGUCCAGAGUUUUUGCUCGGUGAGGUGUACGACGGGUGUAACGUGAGCGACAACGAGCACCGGGACGUGGCUCCCCUGUUCCGACCCGUCUACCUGAACGUGGUCCGCAGCUCGCAGCAAAUAUCGGCCAAAGCGGUGGAACGUAACAACCGGCGGCAGUCGGCAUCGGCCGCGCUCGGUGGCAGUCAAAUGGCCGCCGACAGUGGCGCCGGGGCGAGUAGCAGCUCCGGUGGUGCAAACGGAAGCAGCGGAGAGCCACUUCAACGCUUCCGGAAGUAG